Molecule: messenger RNA, 399 nt
Organism: Ascochyta rabiei
Lineage: Eukaryota; Fungi; Ascomycota; Dothideomycetes; Pleosporales; Didymellaceae
Exons: 1
Coding region: 1-399 (132 amino acids)
Source: RefSeq, a predicted model, not a curated record
AUGACUGCAACACCUGGGAGCAAUCGGAGGCUGCAGCUGCCAAAGCCAGCACUCCCAGAUGACAACGUCACAAUCCUCUGCUUGGCGACGCAGGUACGAUUGGGCUUCCUGAGGACCACGACCACGACCGCGACUACAACCACUCGACCAUGCCGAAACUUCGGUGAUUGCUGCGAGGUAAACUUGCACCUAUCAACGUCAGCGACGACUCCUUUGCAGAUAUGUCGGGCACACCACCGACCCACCGCCCAACUCUCCGCGUCUUCUCCCAAAGUCGUAGAGAACAACGCCCAAAAAGCAACUUCACGAUGCAGCUUGCCUAUCAAGCACGUGCGCGAAUGCUCGCCUCUGCCAGGCCGUCUCACAGCAUGUCUCAGUCACUGGGAUCAAGAAGCUUGA